Molecule: messenger RNA, 3317 nt
Organism: Eublepharis macularius
Lineage: Eukaryota; Metazoa; Chordata; Lepidosauria; Squamata; Eublepharidae
Product: zinc finger protein 397-like
Exons: 7
Coding region: 351-2270 (639 amino acids)
Biological process (GO): regulation of transcription by RNA polymerase II
Molecular function (GO): RNA polymerase II cis-regulatory region sequence-specific DNA binding; DNA-binding transcription factor activity, RNA polymerase II-specific
Source: RefSeq, a predicted model, not a curated record
AAAAGACUAGAGUUACACACGGCCCCCCUGGCUUCCGGUUUUGUUUGAAAACUCCAUAGAUCUUUUCUUAGAGUGCCUUUUCAGGAAUCCUCCUUGUAAAUCAGAAACAUCUCUUGAGGAAUGGCCUUGGGAUAUUGGUAGCUUUUGUCUUGGCGAAGAAAGAAUAGCAGGGAUCAACCCCUCGAACCUCAAGGCUGGGUCAUCCUCUUUUGGGAGGGUAUGUAAGACAAGUCAGUAAGGCAGUUUGCGAGGAUUUCUGUCAGGAAUCGACUUGACAGGAAAACCACCACUUGGUCUCUAGUUCUGGAUUUGUGGGGAUACAGCCAGGAGUGACUGUGAUAAAGGAGCAAAUGUCAGCAGGCCCAGAACGAGAAGAGGAAACCGAAGGAGCAGCAAUCCAAAUAGUUAAUCCUGAAGAUAUGGCAGAGCAGCCCAGAUGGAGAACGUGGCGAGAGGGCAGAGAGGAGCCCCGCUGGGAAGCCCAGUGGCAGGAAUUCUUGGGGGGGAUGGAUUCCCCUCAUGUGGAGUGGAGGAAGGAGUCCAGCCCCUGGGAGGAUGCCAAGUCUUUCUUGGCCUCCUUUGAGCAAGUGGCCAUAGCCUGUCAGUGGCCCAGGGAAGAAUGGGUGGCCCGGCUUCUGCCAGCACUGAGUGGAGAAGUCCAGCAAGCCUUUAGCAGCCUGGAAGCCAGAGACAGGGAGGAUUAUGGGAAAGUGAAGGUAGCCAUCUUGCGUGGGGAAGCCAACCGCAUGGAAACGCUGCGCCAGCACUUCCGGCAGUUCCGCUUGAGGGAGGUGGAAGACCCGCGCCGGAUUUACAGCCAGCUGCAGGAGCUUUGUUGCCGGUGGCUGAGGCCAGAGAGGCACUCGAAGGAGCAGAUCCUGGAGUUACUGAUCCUGGAGCAGUUCCUGGCCAUCCUGCCACCGGAGCUGCAGAGCUGGAUCAGAGCUGGAGAACCGGACACUUGUGCCCAGGCCGUGGCCCUGGUGGAGGAUUUCCUCAUGAGCCAGCAAGAGGCUGAAGCAGAGAAAUGGCAGAAGGUCUGCUUGGGUUCCCCAGACGUAGAAGAGGAGUCCUCCGAUGCUGCGCCGAGAGAGAUCUAUGAAGUUGCCAAGCAGAAUGGGGAGGCAGAGAGCAGUUUGUUGGGCAGAGGAACCAAUUGCCUGGAUCGCUCUAGUCCAUCGCUUUCUCCGGAAGUACAGGAAGUGGCCGGAACCGAGCAGACAGAGGAACUGAUGAACCUCAAGGAGACAGGCGUGGCUGUGCAUGUAAUUGAGCAGAGCCCAGCAGAGCUUGGCCCAAGGACCAUGUUUUGGCAAGUCCUGCGGGAAGAUGGAGAAAAUGUCGAUUCCUUGGAGGGACUUUUAGUUCCCAAACCUGACCUCCUUUCUGAUCCAGAAAAAGAGGAAGUGAUGUUCAUCCCAUUUCCAGAGGAAGGAGAUAGACUCACAGGCAGACCUUCAGGCGGCAGGAAAGGUAUUAAGCUUAAGGUGAAGAAUUCACAGUGCGGCGAAACCGAACCAGAGGAAACGGUGCUGGAUUUAACCCAGGAGUUGGCGACGACAGAGGAGAUUCAAGAGCAAAGAUACACAUUCAAAAGGCUGCCCGGAAGAAAGUUCACGAAAGGAAAGAAUGAACCCAGUGACUUUGCAGGAAUUCACACGGCUGCCGAUAGUGAAACUGCACUGCGUGAGGGUUCUAACCUGCCCUUGGCGUCCAAAUAUGGGAGACGAUACCACUACAAAUCAGGACUUGUUAUGAUCCACCCUGGAGAGAACUCCUACGAGUGCCCUGUGUGGGGGGGAGAAUUCCAGCAAAAACCGUACCUUCCUAAUGAGCAGAGAAGCUGUCCGGGAGUUGGUUUCUCUGAAGGCUGGAGGAAUUUGCACCAGGGAGAUGCACUGUUUCGGCAUCCAAGCGCCUAUACAGUGGAGAACACCUACGAGUGCUCAGAAUGUGGGAAAAACUUAUCUUGUAGAAGAACACUUAAGGCUCAUAAAAGAAUCCACACUGGAGAGAGACCCUAUGAAUGUUCCUAUUGUGGGAAAUUCUUCAGCCACAGCAUGAAUUUGAAGCGGCAUCAGAAACUUCACACUGGUGAGAGCCUUUAUGAAUGCCCCGACUGCGGCAAAAACUUUUACCGGCGAGAUAAAUUCAUCGAGCAUCAGAGGAUUCAUACAGGGGAGAAACCUUAUGGGUGUCUUCAGUGUGGGAAAAGCUUUAGCCACAGGGGCACACUGGUUAGCCACCAGAGAAUCCAUAUAGGACAUUGACAGAGCUUAGACUGUAAAAGUUAAUUUUUCGUCAGAAACUCUCCAAUAGAAAAUCUCACUGGUAUGCUCCUGAGACUCCAAGAUGUAGAAAAGGCUUUUUUAAAAAAAAUCAGCACAUGUCAUUCUGACACCACAAGAAUUUUUGGCAGAUGUGAACAAAGACCAGAGAAUCACAUGGGAGAAACACAAGAAUUGCCACCCUCAGUUGGAUUAAAAUGCUCAUUUAAUCCAGUGUGGCUGCCCCAAUAAAUUGAAUGGUGGCAUGAAGGAGAAGGCUGUCCCCUUUUGCUUGUCUUUAGAAUCUGAUAUGUAAGGGUAAACUGCCUUUGGACAGGGAGGUUCUGCUUAUCUGCUGAGCUAAUAGCUGCUGAUAGGACUACCCUUCAGGGACCAUUGACACAAAUUCCAGCCUACUCUAUAAAAUUCUUUAUUGUGCAAACCAAUAUCUUGAGUUUCUUUAGACUCAGCCAAUGAUCAGUUUCAUUGGGUGUCACUGAUCCAUCCAAGGGAGAAAAUCUGCUCAUUUCUCCACCCUGUUCAUAAUUGUAUAAUGCUGCAUUGUUGCUUUCUCUCUCCAGGACACACACAUGCAGAGUUGUCAUCUUUUCUUUCUAACAGUAAAAGCCCCCAAAGUUUCAGCUUUUCCUUGUAGGAAAGUGCUCCAAAGGGGGUUGCCAACAGGCCUGGAAAACCUGUCCUGACCCUUGGAUCGAGGAUUCAUGUGUGAAAUGGACCGCUGAAACUUUUCAUGGCAUGAAGGUAAACAAAAUCAUCUGAUAAACAAGCCCAUUAAGCCUUUGAUAAAGGGGACAGAACUUUUUUUCUGAUCCAAGCAGUUGGCAACUCUAUCUCUAACCCUUCCACCAUUUUGAUUGCUGUUUUCAACACUUUGUCUAACUCUGUAAAGAGGAAAGAGUUUCAUCUUGAGCCUCUAGUGGUGUGCCUGAUCCUAUGCUAGGAUCAGGGAGAGAAAAGAACAGUUGCUACUCAUCCUGCUGAUCAUUACAGGCAGACCUGAUCUAUUUACACAUAUGCUAAUAAAACUGU